AUGGCCACGGGCGAGCUGACUGAGCUGGAGAUGGCCAUCGAGAAGAUCGUCACCGUCUUCUUCACCUACGCGGGGAAGGAGGGCAAGAAGGGCACCCUGACAGCCGGCGAGUUCAAGGAGCUGGUCCAGCUCCAGCUGCCCAACCUGAUGAAGGAUGUCCCCUCCCUGGAUGAGAAGAUGAGGGAGCUGGAUGUGAACAACGACGAGGAGCUGAAAUUUGGCGAGUACUGGCGGCUGAUCGGGGAGCUGGCGAAGGCCAUGAGGAGGGAGAAAGCCGGGAAGAAGUGA
Molecule: messenger RNA, 288 nt
Organism: Antrostomus carolinensis (chuck-will's-widow)
Lineage: Eukaryota; Metazoa; Chordata; Aves; Caprimulgiformes; Caprimulgidae
Product: protein S100-A13
Exons: 2
Coding region: 1-288 (95 amino acids)
Cellular component (GO): perinuclear region of cytoplasm
Molecular function (GO): calcium-dependent protein binding; calcium ion binding
Source: RefSeq, a predicted model, not a curated record